This is a messenger RNA of Rotaria socialis, 1386 nucleotides long. The record is from the annotation of a GenBank genome assembly. NCBI's taxonomy places the organism in Eukaryota, Metazoa, Rotifera, Eurotatoria, Philodinida, Philodinidae.
AUGGAAUCAAAGUUAUAUAAUGACUUUAUUGAAGCAUGGUAUCAACUUAGUUUCAACGAAGUUUGUUUGGAUUCUCAAUCAAUCAAAUUUGAACAUAAGUAUCCAUCUGAAGAAUUUAGACAAAGAACAGAAAUAGCUAAAUUAUUCAUAAAUUCAUCAAAAGACCCUAAUAGUCUUUUAUUAAUUGCCUGUAUCAAAACGAUUAGUAACUUACAAAAUAAGAUUGUUCAACAUUUUUGUGACACUAUGAAUUCUAAUUCACCAGAUGUAAGAGUUCAGCGACAGACUGUUUCAUUACAGUCUCUGCAACCAAAAAACCUUCUAUGCUUGGAAAAAGAUAUUAUCAGUAGAAAAUUGAUGAAUGAUACAUCAGUCGUCAACUAUGAAUACGGAAAGGGUACAGAUAUAAUUUAUGAUUUUCAAGAAAUCGAAUUCAUGAUUCGAGAUGAAAUUAGUUGUUUACCAAUGAUUGGUACAGAUAGAAUACAUUAUAUGAAUUAUCAAUUUGAACUUUAUGAAGAAAACGCUUCAUUAAUUACUGAUGCUCGUAGGAAUAGUGAACAGAAGCUAUUAUCUGAGAAGAAACGAACUGAACUGCGGAAAUCAAUUGAUACUAUUCCAAACGAUGAUAUGCUUCAAUAUCUUAGUUCACUUGAUCCGAUUUUUACAUAUUUACGGCACUGUGAGCACAGCUCUAUGCAAAAUUUCACGAUUAAGACAUUUAUUGAACAGCAUAUUCGUUCUAAAAUGGGUCUUGGUGAUAAAUUGUUGCAGGAUGCGAAUUGGUCAAGCAUUGAAUUAACACAUGUUGUUGACAUCUAUCAACUAUUAGAAGAAAUCGCAUUCGAAAAAGUUCUACGAAAUCAUAUUGAAAAAGAUUCACGAGGACCAUUGUUACUUGCAGUUAGCAAUGAAACUUAUCUUAUUGAUCAGUUUAUUCAGACAACGUCUGGAAACGUAGAGAUAGCGCCUUGUUUGAAAAAUUUAGAUAGCUGGAUUAAUAUGCUGAAAAGGCUUCUGCUGCGAGUUUCAUCGAAUAUCAAUUUAAGCUUCGACGUACCAUUACAACAAUUUGCUGCCCGUUCUGAUUUUUGGACUGUUGACAUCACGGCAAACAAUAUUCAAUCAUUCAAAAUUGCGGACGAUAUUUUGCUACGACACGUAUUCAUUAUUUUGAAAGGGUUGGAAGAAAAAAAACGUGAUUCUCAAGGCGAAAGGGAAUUACAUACAACGAAUAAUCCGCGACUCAAUACCGGAAACGCCAAUUCAUCACAGCAGCUAUGGUUUCAAAAUCAAGCUCCGUCCAAAAGUCAGCGCGACAUCCGUGGUAAUAAUACUAAGACUACCAAAAAACUACGGGUAUUGGUGAACACUCGUUUCUUUUAG